Molecule: messenger RNA, 1185 nt
Organism: Gastrolobium bilobum
Lineage: Eukaryota; Viridiplantae; Streptophyta; Magnoliopsida; Fabales; Fabaceae
Product: F-box protein At5g49610-like
Exons: 1
Coding region: 1-1185 (394 amino acids)
Molecular function (GO): protein binding
Source: RefSeq, a predicted model, not a curated record
AUGAAGAAGGUUUCAAGGUUUGUGAAUAGUGACAUUCUCUUUGAUGUUCUGUCCCGGAUUCCGGUAAAGGCCUUGCUAGGUUUGAAGUGCAUUUGUAGAGUUUGGCACCGCAUCAUUUCCAGCCGUUCCUUCAUCAAAGCUCAGAUGGAAAACACAGAGCAUGUCUUAACGGGGUUCAUUUACCAAGAGAAGUUUGAGUUUUGCAAUGAAGACAUCGAAAUUGUUAGUUACAUUCCUGUUGAGACAAGAGGCGCCAAAGUUGGUCACAUGGUUUUCAAUUUUCUUCCUGAAGAUGUUGUUAUCUUGGCAUCAUGCAAUGGGCUAGUCUGUUGUGGUAGCUGUUUCCCUUUUCAAGAACCAACUCUAUAUAUCUGCAAUCCUUCAAUUAAAGAGUGGAUUAAGGUGGAGUGGCCUUCCCAUCACAGAAUAGAAAACGUAGCACUGGCUUUUGAUCCAUCCAAAGAUUCCAUUGACAUCUCUACCAAAUUUAAAUUGGUAAGAGUUAAGCAGGAUGAGAAUAGAGACGAGAGAUUGUACUUAACAUUUGAAUUAUACUCCUCAGAAACCGGAGCAUGGAGGAAAUCCAAUGAAAUCUGCCAAUGUAAUAACAAUUUGAUCAAGAAUAAAGGCAUAUACAUAGAAGGGGUUUUACAUUGGCUUACGGAUGGUGAUCAAGUCCUGACUUUUGACGUUGAGAAGGAGCUGUCUUGGUUGAUUUCAGUACCAAUUCCAACCUUGGAGUUUAGGACUAUCCCUGAAGCAUGUAUUGGAGAAUCUGAAGGCAAGCUGCAUUAUGUCCUAGUAUCAGAGGAAGGUCUUCAUGUAUGGUAUCUUGAAGAUUAUUAUGAGUUUAAAUGGACACUCAAGCAUUAUAAAUCUCUAGAGGAAAUUGAGGGAGAAUAUCCACGCUUCUUUUUAAAUUUAAAGAAUCGAGUGUCACAGCGAGUGAGUGUGGAUACAAACUCAUGGAUGAAUCCUCUAGGAUUCAAAGAUGGGGUUUUACUGAUGAAAGUGCGUGCACAUAUAUACAUGUAUGACAUUAACAAUAACAAUAACAAGAUGACUCAAGCUUGUUCUAUUGAAGAUCUGAACUCAAAAUGCACGUGGUGUCCUACGAUACUUCCCCAUUCCCUGAGCUUGAUUCCGUUAAAUCAUGGAGAUAAGGUUCCUUUUACUCCCUACUAG